UGCUGUUUCUCUUGCCCGAGGAAACACUUCAUCGCUUGGAGGGUGCAGGACAUUUCGGUGCUCUUCUGUAUAAGAUCGGGGUGUGGGCAGGGGUGGCCAGCGGUGGCAGAGAAAUGUCUUUUCUGCAAAAGGAAGGUGGGUAGAUUGGAGAGAGACUGAGAAAGGGUGGAUGUGGAAGCCAAACAGCUGCACUCUCAUUUAGGAAAUCGCGGACUAUUUGCAUAGUGUGUGAUUGCAUGCCUAAUACUACUACAGCGUCUCUGAAAACACCUUUUGGGGAAGGUUUGGUUUCUCCUUUCCAGCAGCCUCAGUGUUUUUCCUCGCCGGAUAGGAAGCUGCUUGUUUGCGAAGAGAUGGCAUGAUGUGAAUGACUCCAGUGUGAAGAAGUCUGCUUCGCCAAAUCAUCCUGCAUCAAGUGCCCAUUGAAUAGCACUGUCACUUUAAUGUCUCCAUGCCAAGGGAUUGCUUUCCUUCUUUUCAAUCCUCUCAGUUAAUACACAGGAGGAUCAGGAUCUGAGGGGCAUUAAGGAUCAAGCCUUGGGGGCUUAGAGAGCACAGAAGAAAAAUAGGAAAGUGGCAAGCUGGACCGUGUUUUACUGAGGGGGUGAGAAACAGAACCAGUAAAUAGAAGGGGGCCUUUGAAUCUCUCUUUUGCCCCCAGAACACUGUCCAAACUCACACACCCCUGAAAAGACUAGAGUAAGACGUUUUUAAAAGUAUUUUUGAAGGGGAAGUUUAAACUUUUUCCUAAAAAUUGAUGCUCUUUAUUACGAACCAUCUUGAACAUGUAUAAAUUAAUAAGUCAACCGUCCUAAAAUUGGUUUGUGCCUUAAUUGAGUUAGUUAUUGAACAUCUAAAAGUGUUGCUGCCUGAAGAGGAGUUUUAGUAACAUUUUCUAUGCGUACGAUAACUUUCUCAGAUUUUAAAACAAGAAUAUAUAUUUUACAAAAAAUUGAAAAACUUGCUAUUUUUUUCUUUGAAGACCUUGGGCAGUGUAAUGUUUGGUUGUGGAGAAAUGCAUCAUUUUUUUCUUCAUUUGAAAUAGAAGACUCAGCCUGGAUAUCAAGGCUGAACGGUGAAGAGAUUUGCAACAGUUAACCUGGUUCCAUCUCCAUUCAGCUGGAUCAAGCAGAGACUGAAACUCAGAGAUCUUGAGUCCAGAGUCAGUGGAGAGACCCAAGAAUGCCAGUCAAGAAGAAAGACACUGACCGAGCUUUGUCAUUACUGGAGGAAUACUGCAAAAAAUUAAGAAAGCCUGAGGAGCAGCUGUUGAAAAAUGCUGUUAAAAAGGUGAUGAGUAUUUUCAAGAGCAGCUUAUUUCAAGCCUUACUGGAUAUUCAAGAAUUUUAUGAAGUAACUCUAUUAAAUUCUCAAAAAAGUUGCGAGCAGAAGAUAGAAGAAGCCAAUCACGUGGCACAGAAAUGGGAGAAGACUCUCCUCCUUGAUUCAUGUCGUGACAGUCUUCAAAAAUCCUCAGAGCAUACAGGUUGCAGUGGACCAAAGGAAAAUGCUUCAUACAUUGAGCAAAAUAAAGAAAGCCAGUGUUCUGAGAUUGAAACUGAAGAAAAGACAUGUCAAAAUCACGGCAAAUGCCCAGCCCAGAACUGUUCAGUGGAAGCCCCCACCUGGAUGCCUGUCCACCACUGUACACAGUGUGAAGAGAGACGCUAUGAGCUCGCUGAUGGUGGAAACCGGAUGCCUGUUUUGGCUGAAAAGUAUCGAUACCAAGAUGAGGACGGUCCGCAUGAUCAUUCCUUACCUCGGCUAACUCAUGAAGUAAGAGGUCCAGAACUUGUGCAUGUGUCGGAGAAGAACCUCUCUCAAAUAGAAAAUGUCCACGGAUAUGUCUUACAGUCUCACAUCUCUCCUCUGAAGGCUAGCCCUGCUCCUAUAAUUGUCAACACAGACACUUUGGACACUAUUCCUUAUGUCAAUGGAACAGAAAUUGAAUAUGAAUUUGAAGAAAUUACAUUGGAGAGGGGAAAUUCAGGCCUGGGAUUCAGUAUUGCUGGAGGGACAGAUAAUCCCCACAUUGGAGAUGAUCCUGGCAUAUUUAUUACGAAGAUUAUUCCAGGAGGUGCUGCGGCAGAGGAUGGCAGACUCAGAGUCAACGAUUGCAUCUUGCGGGUGAACGAAGUUGAUGUGUCAGAGGUUUCCCACAGUAAAGCCGUGGAAGCCCUCAAGGAAGCCGGCUCUAUUGUGCGGCUGUACGUGCGUCGAAGGCGACCCAUAUUGGAGACUGUUGUGGAAAUCAAACUUUUUAAAGGCCCAAAAGGUUUAGGCUUCAGUAUUGCUGGAGGGGUGGGGAACCAGCACAUUCCUGGAGACAACAGCAUUUAUGUAACAAAAAUUAUAGAUGGCGGAGCUGCACAGAAAGAUGGAAGGUUGCAAGUAGGAGACAGACUGCUAAUGGUAAAUAACUAUAGUUUAGAAGAAGUUACACACGAAGAGGCUGUAGCGAUAUUGAAGAACACAUCUGAUGUUGUUUAUCUAAAAGUUGGCAAACCCACCACCAUUUAUAUGACUGAUCCUUAUGGGCCACCGGAUAUUACUCACUCUUAUUCUCCACCAAUGGAAAAUCAUCUACUGUCUGGUAACAAUGGAACGUUAGAAUACAAAACUUCCCUGCCACCCAUCUCUCCAGGAAGGUACUCGCCAAUUCCAAAGCACAUGCUGGUUGAAGAUGACUACACCAGGCCUCCGGAACCUGUUUACAGCACUGUGAAUAAACUGUGUGAUAAGCCUGCUUCUCCCAGGCACUAUUCCCCUGUUGAGUGUGACAAAAGCUUCCUUCUCUCAAGUCCCUACCCCCACUACCACCUAGGCCUGCUCCCUGACUCUGACAUGACCAGUCAUUCCCAGCACAGUACUGCAACUCGCCAGCCUUCAGUGACUCUGCAACGGGCCAUCUCCCUGGAAGGGGAGCCCCGCAAGGUAGUCCUUCACAAAGGCUCCACUGGCCUGGGCUUCAACAUUGUGGGCGGGGAAGAUGGAGAAGGUAUUUUUGUAUCCUUCAUUCUGGCCGGUGGACCAGCAGACCUGAGUGGGGAGCUCCAGAGAGGAGACCAGAUCUUGUCGGUGAAUGGAAUUGAUCUGCGAGGAGCAUCCCAUGAGCAGGCGGCUGCAGCACUGAAGGGGGCUGGGCAGACCGUGACAAUCAUAGCACAAUAUCAACCUGAAGAUUACGCUCGAUUUGAGGCCAAAAUCCAUGACCUACGAGAGCAGAUGAUGAACCACAGCAUGAGCUCCGGGUCCGGGUCCCUUCGAACCAAUCAGAAACGCUCCCUGUAUGUCAGAGCCAUGUUUGACUAUGACAAGAGCAAGGACAGUGGGCUGCCUAGCCAAGGACUUAGUUUUAAAUAUGGAGACAUCCUCCAUGUCAUCAAUGCCUCUGAUGAUGAGUGGUGGCAAGCCAGAAGGGUCACACUAGAUGGGGACAGCGAGGAGAUGGGCGUCAUUCCCAGCAAGCGGAGGGUGGAAAGAAAGGAGCGUGCCCGAUUGAAGACAGUGAAGUUCAAUGCAAAACCUGGCGUGAUUGAUUCCAAAGGGUCAUUCAAUGACAAGCGUAAAAAGAGCUUCAUCUUUUCACGAAAAUUCCCAUUCUACAAGAACAAGGAGCAGAGUGAGCAGGAAACCAGUGAUCCUGAACAACACGUCUCUUCUAAUGCCAGCGAUAGCGAAAGUAGCUGCCGAGGACAAGAAGAUCUCAUUCUUUCCUAUGAACCUGUCACGAGGCAGGAAAUAAACUAUACCCGGCCCGUGAUAAUCCUGGGCCCCAUGAAGGAUCGAAUCAAUGAUGACUUGAUAUCUGAAUUUCCUGAUAAAUUUGGCUCCUGUGUGCCUCAUACUACGAGGCCAAAGCGUGACUACGAAGUCGACGGCAGAGACUAUCACUUUGUCAUCUCUAGAGAACAAAUGGAGAAGGAUAUCCAAGAGCACAAAUUUAUAGAAGCUGGCCAGUACAAUGACAAUUUAUACGGAACCAGUGUGCAGUCUGUGAGAUUUGUAGCAGAAAGGGGCAAGCACUGUAUACUUGAUGUAUCGGGAAAUGCUAUUAAGCGGUUACAAGUCGCCCAGCUCUAUCCCAUUGCCAUCUUCAUAAAGCCCAAGUCUCUGGAACCUCUGAUGGAGAUGAAUAAGCGUCUGACAGAGGAACAAGCCAAGAAAACUUAUGACCGGGCAAUUAAACUAGAACAAGAAUUUGGAGAAUAUUUUACAGCUAUUGUCCAAGGAGAUACCUUAGAAGAUAUUUACAACCAAUGCAAGCUUGUUAUUGAAGAGCAGUCUGGACCUUUCAUCUGGAUUCCCUCAAAGGAGAAGUUAUAAAUUAGCUACUGCACCUCUGACAACAAAAGAAGAGCAUUUAGAAGAACAAAAUAUAUAUAAUCUAACACUUGGAGGCUUUUAUGUUUUUGUUGCAUUUAUGUUUUUGCAGUCAAUGUGAAUCCUUAUGAAUGUACAACACAAACUGUGUGAAGCCAUGAAGGAAACAGAGGGGCCGAAGGGUGGGACGGAAAAGACAUCACGGUAUGCAGGAAGGCUUGGGUUUGCUCAAAGUACCAGGUAUAGGAAUGAACCUCUGAUGGGCUCUCUGCCCUAGAGAUGGGCAGCCUUCUCACCCCAGCAGAUGUCCAGAGCUGAUUUAGCUGCUGAGCUCUCUGUGUUUGCUUUAAGAAAAGUUGCCAGCACUUGAACCUCACCAACCUACCCCUUACCCACCUCUGUAAUUGGUACACUUCGAAUUUUAUAACUAUGCACAUCCUUUGAUUUGCUAACAAGCAAAGGAAAUAGGAAAAACAGAAAGAGUCCCUUUGGAGACGACAUACUAUCAGGGGAGGAUGAUUGCUUAGUUUCCUUAGCUGGCAUGCGCAAAGACAAGCGUGUCUUGUGUGGAGGACUAACCUCACCGAGAAGGAGAUUCCACCUGGCCUAGCUUUAUGACUGUCGAUUGUCUAUUUUGCCAUUUAUAAGCUGAAAGAAGGCACUAAAGAUGAGAAUAAUUUAUACAAUAAAUAUAUUAAAUGUAUAGAAAUGAAUUUCUAUAGGUUAAAAAGUUUUGUGAAAUAUUUUGUAAAGACUAAAAAACAUUGAAAGACUAAAUGUACGCACUCUCAGCAGAUGAUCAAAUUCAAGAAUUUGAGGCUGCACUCUCCCUUUUGUUGCCAAUGAUCCAUUCAGAGCAUCUGAGUUCCCUCCAGGUCUGACAAAGACUGCCCUUUCGCUCCCCUCCCACACCGCCCAUGCACACUAGCACACUAGCGAUACACUCUUACGGAACACACUCCUUAGUAAGUUACCCUCAUCGAUAGUUUUGGAAGAGAUUUUUGUUACAAUUCUUUAAGCCCAUGGCUUUUCAGAGACAAACUCAUGCAAAUAAUCGAAAGGGAAAGAUUGCUUUCCUCUAGUUAAGUAGCCUGAGCCAACCACACAGAUAGUCAAAUAACAUUGUUCCUAGUUACUUGCACACAGUUCAAGAAUGAUUCAGUAUUCUGGCAAACCAUAAGUCAUUAGAAUUAUCUUUUCUUUGUUUCACAGAGCAAUUGAAGUGUUUUGUAACAGCCCUAGUUGGCAUUACAGGGGGAGAUCUGUCCUAAGAUGCACUAUUUCUCUCAGGAAGAGAAAAAAGAGAAGUUAUCUAGUUGGGAGUGGUGAGGGACGCACUUUGUUUCAGUAUAGAGGGCAAAGAGAACCACAAGAAAGGGAUGAUUUAUGGCUUUGAGCUCAACCAAUUGAAUUGCCUUCCUUAGGGCUGCACCUGGACCAAGUUUAUUUUUCUAACAAUUAUACUAAUAAUGAUUUUAAAAGAGAAACCUCCCAAAGCCUAUAAGCUGAAACACAAGAGUUAGCUUCCCAUUUUAGCGCUGAUGGUAUCAUCAGCCCUGGUUCUGCCCAAGGUGUUCAGAGAGAGACUUUUUAGUAUUAUUAAUAACCACUCAAGUCUGGGUUCUAUGCAUGCCCAGAUUAAGCCCCAUCGCCUUAUUUCUGGGGUACAUCAAGACCUGGCAGGGAUUCUGCCACACUGUGCAGUCAACCAGCACAUAGGCUGGCGUAUAAGAACAAAAGACAGAGCCAUCAAAGUGAUGGGGCUUCUUCUAAGUUAGACCAUCAGAGCUUAACACUGAGAGUCUCUUUCCAAAAUCAACGGUCAUUCAUCUUUUACUAAAUAACCCUCAUCUGCCCAGCUGUAGUCACCAAAACAAACGUUAAAUUACAAAAGGAAGCAUCGACCUAUAGCCUUGAGGCUGCCUUUGCCAAAUGAAGAGGUACCAAGCAGUCAUGUGUAUUUUUUCCCCUCAAUUUUCUAGAGAUAGCCUUAGAGGGCUCAAAAAUGCUAAAAGACAUGUCCAUGUCUGCAACUCACCAGUUUCAGGUCACGGCCAACUUCCAUCAAUAUAGCUCUCAGAAGUUUUCUGCCACUAGAAUGCCAUUCCUGAUCCCAGCUCUCUUUAUAGGCCACCAUGAUAACUUCUUUGGUUUCUCCACUGAGCAUGCAACCAUUUACCUUAGAGGACUGUCAUUAAUGAGUAGAUGUUUUCUCUAGUUGUGUGACGUGCUUUCCAUUUGAUAGUAUUGCGUGGCUGAGUACAAUCAAAUUGAAUCACAAACCAUUGGUUUUGUAGUAAUAUAAUUAUUUAUUUUCCCAGUAUAGAUGCUUCUGGAUUAGCAUUAGCACUGGUUUUUUAUGUAGAUUUAUAUAAAUAUAAAUACAUAUAUAUUUGCUUGACGAAUCACCAAGCACAUUGGUGAGAGGGUCUUUUCCUAUAGAAUUCACUCAUCCGUUUUGUUGUGUUGUCCUGAGCUUCCCAAUGUUGAGGUCUCUAUGGCUCCAAAGAACUGGUGUAUUUUGCAGCAAAUCCAAUGACAUCUAUGGAAAUGGCAUGAGAGUCACCCAGAUCACAUCUGGUGCAAAUGCACCUGGAGCCUCGGGCCAGACUGGUGCUAACACUGCAAACUGUCCGGAGCUCUCUCCAAUCUGAAGGCUCGCUGGGGGCACAGUGUCACCUUCACAUGCUGGGCCCUUUCGGAAAAGUGCCAGAUCGUGUCACUGGUGCUAUUUUUCAUGCUCUGGUACAAUGUGUAGCACCAUGGGGGUCUCAGCUUUACCAAAAUCGAAAUCCCACCUGUCAGUCAGUUAUUGCUGAGGCAUUUGCUUAUUGCUCUUUUCCAUGAGAUAUGAUGGCCUAUUCUUGGAAGGCCCUUUCUCCCAGACCCAAAUUCAGGGGUUGGCUCUAUCCAUUUUGCAAGCCCAUCUAGAUGAAGCUGCACUCAGGUGCCUCUGUGAGCUGUCUUAGACCCUACUGCCAGCCCUUCAGGACAGAGUCAGCGGAUGCUCUGUACACCUCUGGCUCUCAUCUAUUUCUCCUCAUUUCUCCCACUCAUCUCCUCUCAUCACCUGUCAUUUUUACCCUCUCUUAUCCUUCCUGGGUUUUUGAACUUGCCGCUCUUCUCUCCUAUGUCUUUCUCUAUCCAUCUCUCCCUUCUCCAUCUCCCAUUCCCCUUAUUAAUCCUUCUUCCCAGACCUGACCGCCCUCUUCUCUCCUCUCACAUAGUUCUGAUCAUCAGUACACCCCGCUCCUAAAGUUUCUUUGUCCUAUAAAGGGCUCACGGCUGAUUCAGACAGCAAGUCCACACGAUGGACUCAUGACACAAAUACUUGGGGGUCACCAUUUUACUCACUCAGCCCAGAAAGCAAAGCUGAGUGUGAGGCCCUGCCCUGGAGCCAGCCUGCACCACUGCCCCGGCAGUGCUGAUGCAAGAGCUGUGGGCCCCCUGGCACCUGGAAGCCUCCGCCUGGACCGUCUCCAGGAACUCACUCCCAGCACCACCCACGCUGAGGAUGCUUCCUUUCAACAGAGGCGAACUCUGGCCCUAACAACAAUUCCAACGAACCUCACUGAAGCCAUGACACCGCCCUGGUUUGGAGAGAGAUUUUUUUUCCCCUCUAUAUUCUUCUUCCCGUUUCCAUGUGAAGCCCCUCUGCUUUUCAACUGGUGGUUGCUCUGGUGAGACUGAAUGGACUUGCUAGUGAAAUGACAUCUUUUUUUCUCCUGUCUUGGUCCUGCCUAAAAUUCCUACACAAAAGCAUUUAAGUCAAGGACUAAGGCUAAAUUUAUUAUACUAAUGAGUCACUCCUGGGGAGACAUCCAUUCCCUUCAAGCAUGUGGAGUUCCUCCUGUGACAACUGAUUUUCCAGGAAACUCCAUAGAGAAUUCUGUGGAUAUGCAUUAAUUAUUUAAGGGUAUGAUAUAGAUGGUAUGCAUACCCUGAGGUCAGAGUCAAUGUGGUUGGAAACACAUACACACUUCAGUCUGUAAAUAUUCUUCCUCACUGAAACCUGUGCUUCAGAAAUCAUUUCUCGUACAGCUGUGCAGUUUCUUGUAGCAGCUGAAGACAAGCUAAGGCAGGCAGCGGAUUUAGACUGAGAUCAGCUGAAAGAGUACAGUUUCUCCCUUGCAGCUCACAAGGACAGACAGCUAAGUGGCAAGGUUGACUCCCAGUGGGAUGGCAAACUUUUUCUUCUUUUCAAAUUUGUGUUUCCUAAGUGUAUCUUAACUUCUGAGUGCACCAGGUUGUACCCAUUAGAUCCUUUUACUAUGACAAUUUUGUGCUUCUCUCUGACAGGAUGUUUCUCCAUCAAGCUGUAACGCAGGAUGGGAGGGGAGGGAGGGAGGGGGAAUCACUCCUUGCCUGGCGGGAGUUUACAGAGGCACUGCACAGCUUACACUCCUGUUAAGUGUAAAUAUUCAACACUUCCAUUCCAUUUGUGUAAAAAAAAUAAAGCACACACGAUUAUAAAAUCAAGAUGUAUAUUUCAUACUCCAUGUGUCCGUGAAUAUUUAUUGCGUUUCCAGAUGUCAGUGGAGGCCCCAUUGUAAAAAUGCUUGAUAGAGUGUUUAUAAACAUGCCGUGGUUUUCUUAUAAAAAUAUUAAAACAUUUUUUACU
Messenger RNA from Mus pahari (shrew mouse), 8944 nucleotides. RefSeq names its product discs large MAGUK scaffold protein 2 (gene Dlg2). The record is from RefSeq and is a predicted model, not a curated record. Gene Ontology annotation, cellular component: neuron projection; neuromuscular junction; postsynaptic density membrane. NCBI's taxonomy places the organism in Eukaryota, Metazoa, Chordata, Mammalia, Rodentia, Muridae. Gene Ontology annotation, biological process: chemical synaptic transmission. Gene Ontology annotation, molecular function: kinase binding. The transcript has 29 exons. The coding region runs from base 1183 to 4326 and encodes 1047 amino acids.